Mucor velutinosus is the source of this 303-nucleotide messenger RNA. RefSeq lists its product as uncharacterized. NCBI's taxonomy places the organism in Eukaryota, Fungi, Mucoromycota, Mucoromycetes, Mucorales, Mucoraceae. The transcript is spliced from 2 exons. The coding region runs from base 1 to 303 and encodes 100 amino acids. The record is from RefSeq and is a predicted model, not a curated record.
AUGCCUUUACCUUCUACCACUUUAUUAACAACUAUCAAGCUGAGAGACAGAAAGAUGUAUCCUUCAGGCAGUAUCGAGCAAGAAGAUCGCAAGUUUGACUCUGAUAAUCUAACCAAAACGCCUACCUCUACGGUUGAUGAGUCAAGUACUUCUCAAGUUACUAUCAAGCAGGAUGAAACAAAGAAUUACCGCAGUUUAUGGAAUCAACAAGAAGAUGAAAUUGUUAAAGAAGGCUGUUACUACCACUAUGAUAUGUGUAAGAAGAGGUUGGCAAAUCUCGAUUUUAUGUUGGAACAUUGUUAA